Anoplopoma fimbria (sablefish) is the source of this 636-nucleotide messenger RNA. It is a transcript of the gene cldnj, whose product is annotated as claudin j. The transcript has a single exon. Gene Ontology annotation, biological process: cell adhesion; bicellular tight junction assembly. Gene Ontology annotation, molecular function: structural molecule activity. Gene Ontology annotation, cellular component: plasma membrane; bicellular tight junction. Lineage: Eukaryota; Metazoa; Chordata; Actinopteri; Perciformes; Anoplopomatidae. The record is from RefSeq and is a predicted model, not a curated record. The coding region runs from base 1 to 636 and encodes 211 amino acids.
AUGGCCGUUCAGGAGCUGGGCAUCAGCCUGUCCAUGAUCGGGGUCGCCGGGUCCAUCCUGAUCUGCGCCCUGCCCAUGUGGAAGGUGACGGCGUUCAUCGGCACCCACCUGGUGGUCAUGCAGGUGUUCUGGGAGGGUCUGUGGAUGACCUGCGUCAGCGAGUACACCGGCCAGAUGCAGUGCAAGCUCUAUGACGCCCUGCUGGACCUGUCGCCGGACCUGCAGGCGGCCCGAGGCCUCAUCUGCAUCGGCCUGGUGCUGGGGUGCCUGGGCUUCCUCGUCUUCCUCCUGGGGGCGCGCUGCACCAACUGCCUGGGCCACCCGAGGGUCAAGGCGCGGCUGGUGCUGGGCUCCGGGGCCGUCUUCUGCCUGGCGGCCCUCGUCAACGUGGUCGCCGUCUCCUGGACGGCCAACUCGGUCAUCAGCGACUUCUACAACCCGCUCGUCCCCGAGGUGCUGAAGAGGGAGCUCGGAGCGGCCAUAUACAUUGGCUUCGUGGCGUCCGGGCUGCUGUUCUGCGGGGGGGCCAUCCUGUGCACAAGCUGCCCGCCACAGGGGGCCCGGUUCCCCUCUGACGGGUACACCCUUGCCAGGACACCAACACGCAGCAGCUACGCCAUCAAGAACUACGUAUGA